This is a messenger RNA of Candida tropicalis MYA-3404, 1638 nucleotides long. RefSeq lists its product as uncharacterized. Gene Ontology annotation, cellular component: mitochondrion. The transcript has a single exon. Gene Ontology annotation, molecular function: protein-arginine omega-N symmetric methyltransferase activity. NCBI's taxonomy places the organism in Eukaryota, Fungi, Ascomycota, Pichiomycetes, Serinales, Debaryomycetaceae. The record is from RefSeq and is a predicted model, not a curated record. The coding region runs from base 1 to 1638 and encodes 545 amino acids.
AUGAUUUUCAAGCGAUAUCUCUUCAAAGGGAAACCUAAGAUCAUUGAAAAGACAGAUUUUCACCAUGAAUAUUCCAUACGACCUGAUACUUUUGCAUUUAAAGUACCAUCUUCUCCAAAAGCAUUAAACCCAAUACAAGCAAUCUAUAGAUAUGCUACAAACUUUCCAUUCGAGGGAACCCCCGAUACAGUUUACAAUUCGUAUCCUAUGGCAAAUUCACAGAAAUUAUCCAAAUUUAAUCAUAGACCCAAACGUGUGAAAAUGACAACAGGGGAUUUCAUUGAAGAUUCAUUGUAUCAUCCCAAAUACGGGUAUUUCUCACAACAAGUCGAGAUUUAUCAAUCUGAAAAACCAUUUGACUAUAAUAAUAUUGAAGAUAUUGACGAGUUUAUGGAAAAUUGGAGUAAAUCAUAUGAAAGAUACGAGCAGGAUGCAGUUCCACCACCACAACCAACAGCGUCAUUACCUGCCCCUAAUACAUCAUCUAAAUUUGCUGCCAUGGCACAUCUGAUCCAACAACAAGAUAGACAAGUAAUGGAACUGGGAUAUAGGAAAUCAUUGCAAUUAUGGCAUACACCCACCGAGUUAUUCCAUCCGUAUUAUGGUGAAGCUUUAGCAAGAUACAUCUUGAUGAAUUACAAAUUAAAUGUUUAUCCUUAUGAUGAUUUGAUUAUUUAUGAAAUGGGCGGUGGUAACGGUACACUUAUGUGUGAUAUCUUAAACUAUAUUCGUAAGAAUCAACCAGAGAUUUAUGAAAGAACUCAAUAUAAAAUUAUCGAAAUUUCUAGUCAGUUGGCAAACAAACAAAUGAAGCAAGCAUUGGAUAAUAAACUUACUUCUCAAGGAUUGGAUUCUUCAAAAUUGGAAAUUUUCAACAAAUCUAUAUUUGAAUGGAAACAGGUGGUCAACGAUCCUUGCUUCUUUAUUGCAUUGGAAGUGUUUGAUAAUUUCUCGCAUGACUUAAUCAGAUAUGACAAUGCUACAGGUCAGCCUUAUGAAGGGAAAGUAUUGAUUGAUCAACAUGGUGAUUUCUAUGAGUUUUUCUCUCCAGAUUUGAGUCAUUAUUCAGAUGCAUACUUACGUUUAAGAGAAAAUGGGAAACACUCCGUCUUGAAACAAGCAUCGACAUUCAGUGGGAAAUUAUCUGCAUUCAAAAGUUUAGUCAGUGAUGAUGUUCAUCCAUUAUUGCAUUCAUCAGCAAUGUUAAAAUUGAAAAAUAUGGUUUUACCUUACGAUAGUAAUCUCACACCUGGUGAAUUUAUUCCUACUAGAUUGUUGCAAUUUUUCCAGAUAUUAAAAUACAAAUUCCCUAACCAUCUGUUAAUAUCAUCCGAUUUUCAUUACUUACCAAAGAAGAUUUCUGGAUGUUAUAACGGACCAGUCGUUCAAACUGUGCUUAAAAACGAUAUGAUAGAUGUAUCUACUUAUAUGGUUCUCCAAGGAUACUUUGAUAUAAUGUUUGCAACAGAUUUUGAUAUUGCCAGUGAAAUGUACAAACAAGUUACGGGAAAAGCUCCAAGAGUCGAGUCACAUAGAGAGUUCCUAGAGCAAUGGGCAGAUACAGAUAUCACCACUACUAAAACUGGAGAAAAUCCCAUGUUGGACUUUUAUAAAAAUGUCAGUUUUAUGGUUAGUUGA